AUGGGGGGUGCCGCAUGCGCCGCUGAGAGCCUCGAGCAAACGCCGUUGGCGCCUCUCUUUUGUUGGGUUGCCGUCCUGGGCGCAUGUGCCUGUUCCGUUUUGUUCGGGCUGCACGCACUGACCGAGCAGUCUGAGGCUACGGCUGCGCUGGCGUCUUCCUCGCUUGUGAGCCGAACGAAGCAGCAGGAAAGGGGGCUGCCGCUCUUAUUCCGCAGGGCUUUUUUGACGCUUUUUUUAAAAUGUUACGCCCCACUCCUGCAGCGUUGCGCUGAGGGAGGUGGGGGGCGUUGGGGAGUUUGUGGGGGCUGUGAUGGGAGGUCCUGCCCGGCAUGCGCACUGCGUGUUGCCGCUGGCGGGGUUUGA
Trypanosoma rangeli is the source of this 363-nucleotide messenger RNA. RefSeq lists its product as uncharacterized. The transcript has a single exon. Lineage: Eukaryota; Euglenozoa; Kinetoplastea; Trypanosomatida; Trypanosomatidae. The coding region runs from base 1 to 363 and encodes 120 amino acids. The record is from RefSeq and is a predicted model, not a curated record.